Molecule: messenger RNA, 2900 nt
Organism: Haliotis rubra (blacklip abalone)
Lineage: Eukaryota; Metazoa; Mollusca; Gastropoda; Lepetellida; Haliotidae
Product: zinc finger protein 271-like
Exons: 1
Coding region: 1158-2201 (347 amino acids)
Source: RefSeq, a predicted model, not a curated record
ACAUUUUUAUGGUAUCAUGUUUGUUAUACUACUAAAAUGUCAAGCCAUUAUAUUGUGUAUGGGCUCUACCCUAGAUGCUAUAGGAGUGUGACAACCUUUCUUAUGUUUUCAGUAAACACCAUAACAUCCACAGGUUAAUGAUGGAAGUUGAAAGCAAUCCACAGAAUCCUUUCUGUCGCUGAAGCCAAUGAAAUCUGUUAAAGUGUUUGCUGGAAACAGGAUAUAUUAAAAAAGAUAUUUUAUUGACACCUUGGAAACAGGUGAUCUCAAGGAAGAACCCGCUAUUGGAACCCUGGAAACUGGUGAUCUCGUAAAUGAUCUAGUUAUUGGAAGCAAUUGUGGUCCAACAAGGCAGUUUCAUAUAUGUAGUGAGUGCAUGAAAACAUUUUCUAAAUCAGAUGACUUGGAAAAAAAUAAUCUCUAUCAAAGCGGAGCCUUAUCAACAUGUUGAAUAUUGGAAAACAUUCACACUAUCAGCUACUGUUUGGAAACGUGUAAAAACAUUUUCACAAUCAGAUAAUCUGCAGGCACAUAUAAAAUUCUCUAUCAUGGCGGAGCCAUAUCAGAAUAAUUGCACAGAUCGAUGCUCAUGCUGUUGAUCACUGGAUUGUCUGGUCCAGACUCGAUUAUUUACAGACCGCCUAAAUAUCAGCAUGUUGAAUGUAAGAGAACAUUCACACUAUCAGCUAAUCCUGGCAAACAUGUGGAAAACCAUUUUCACAAUCAGAUACUCUGCAAACACACAUCAGUAUUCACUGUGGAACCAACCCUUACCAAUGUGUUGAAUGUGGGAAGAAAUUACACUAUCAGAUACUCAGGAACCACAUGAGGAGUCACAGUGGAAUCAAAUCUCACCAGUGCAUUGUGUGUGAGAAAACAUUUCCACAAUCAGGUAGCCUGCAGAAUCACAUGAAGAUUCCCAGUGGAAUCACAGGUCAGCUAAUCUUGGGAAAUAUGAGGAGAAAUAUUUUCACAAUCAGAUAAUCUGCUGACACUGUGACACUGUGGAAUCCACCCAUACUCAUGUGUUGAAUGUGUAGAAAAACUCACAAUCAGGGACUCUGUAUAAUCACAUGAGGAUUUACAGUGGAAUCAAGCCUCAUCAGUGCAAUAUGUUUGAAAUACCAUCUACACAAUCAGAUCACCUGCAGAAUCACAUGAGGAUUCACAGUGGAAUCAAGACUCAUUGCUGCAUUGUGUGUGAGAAAACAUUUACAAAAUCAAGUGACCUGCAGAAUCACAUGAGGGUUCACAGUGGAAUCAAGCCUCAUCGCUGCAUUGUGUGUGAGAAAACAUUUACACAAUCAGGUCACCUACAGAGACACAUGAGGAUUCACACAGGAAUUAAGCCUUAUGAAUGUGUUGAAUGUGGGAAAAAAUUUACAAAUUCAAGUAAUCUGCAGACACACAUGAGGAUUCACAGUGGAAUCAAGCCUCAUCGCUGCAUUGUUUGUGAGAAAACAUUUACACGAUCAGGUAGCCUGCAGAUACACAUGAGUAUUCACACAGGAAUUAAGCCUUAUGAAUGUGCUGAAUGUGGGAAAACAUUUACACACUCUAAAUAUCUGCAGGCACACAUGAGGAUUCACAGUAGAAUCAAACUUUAUGAAUGUAUCGAAUGCUUGAAAAUUUUUACAGAAUCAAGUCAACUGCAGACACACAUGAGGAUCCACACAAGAAUCAAGUCUCAUGAAUGUAUCGAAUGCUUGAAAAAAUUUACACGUUCAGGUGAUCUGAAGACACACAUGAAGAUUCACACAGGAAUCAAGCCCUAUGAAUGUAAUGUAUGCUUGAAAAAAUUUGCACGAUCAGAUAACCUGCAGAGACACAUGAGGAUUCACAGUGGAAUCAAGCCUUAUGAAUGUAUCAAAUGCUUGAAAAAAUUUACAGAAUCAAGUCAACUGCAGACACACAUGAGGAUUCACACAGGAAUCAAGCCUUAUGAAUGUAUCGAAUGCUUGAAAAAAUUUACACGUUCAGGCGAUCUGAAGGUACACAUGAGGAUUCACAGUGGAAUCAAGCUCUAUGAAUGUAUUGAAUGCUUGAAAAAAUUUACACGAUCGAGUAACCUGCAGAAACACAUGAAGAUUCACAGUGGAAUGAAGCCUCAUGAAUGUGUUGAAUGUGGGAGAAAGUUUACACGUUCAAGUGACCUUGAAGAACACAUGAGAAUUCACAGUGGAAUUAAGCCUUAUGGAUGAGUUGAACAUGGGAACAAAUUUACAAAGACAUACACGUGACGAUUCACAGUGGAAUCAAGCCUCAUCAGUGCAUUGUGUGUGAGAAAACAUUUACACAAUCAGGUAAUCUUCAGAAACACAUGAGGAUUCACAGUGGAAUCAAGCCCCAUGAGUGGAUUGUGUGUGAGAAAACAUUCACACAGGAAUCAGACCUUAUCAAUGUAUUGAAAGUUUGAGGAAAUUUACAAAAUCAAGUAGCCUGCUGAAUCACAUUCCUGCUUGAAUGUGGGGGAAAAAUACGGAAUCAGUUCAUCUACACGCACACGAGAGGAUUCACAAAGGCCUUUAGAUUGUGUUGGAUGUGUGACAAAUGUCAUGUACUCUACAGAAUAACAUGCAGAUUCACUUUUCAAUCAAUCUGUGGACACUAUCACCGUGUUUGGUUUAGAAAAGGAUGUACACCUGCAAACUCCCUGCAGAAAUGCGAAAGGAUUCAAACUAGAAUCCCGUCUGAUUAUUCUGAAUAUCAGUAUUGUGAUGGAACUUUUAACUUUCUUUUCUGGAAUGUGAAUGGUAUAAAAUCCAAAAUGUAUGACAAUGACUUUUUCAAUUAUUUACGCCAUUUCAAAAUUGUAUGUCUUGUAGAAACAUUUGUUGGCAAUAUUUCCGAUGUUGAUUGGUAACAUGACUAUGAUAUCUUUUAUAGCGCAGCAGUAAAAU